UAAAGACAUACGACCGAGGAGGACUCUCUCAUCAGCACCAUCUCUCGGAAUCCAUUCACAGCUGAACGGAUUCUGCGGAAUAUUUGUUUUUACCUUGUCGACGACACACACACAGCCCAAACAGCGAUGGAUACCUCCGGAAAAGAGAAGGAGGCCAUGCAGCUGAUGGCCGAAGCCGACAAGAAGGUCAAAUCCUCCGGCUCGUUCUUGGGAGGGAUGUUCGGGGGAAGUCACCACAAAGUAGAAGAUGCAUGUGAGAUGUAUGCCAGAGCAGCCAACAUGUUCAAGAUGGCCAAGAACUGGACCGCUGCUGGUAAUGCGUUCUGCCAGGGGGCCCGGCUCCACAUGCAGCUGCAGAACAAACUGGACUCAGCCACCAGCUUCGUCGACGCAGGGAACGCUUACAAGAAGGCUGACCCUCAGGAGGCUAUCAACUGUAUAAAUGCAGCCAUCGAUAUUUACACUGACAUGGGUAGGUUUACUAUCGCAGCCAAACAUCACAUCACCAUCGCAGAGGUGUACGAGUCUGAGCUGGUGGACAUAGAGAAGGCGAUCGCCCACUAUGAGCAGGCAGCCGAUUAUUAUAAAGGGGAGGAGUCCAACAGUUCUGCUAACAAGUGUCUGCUGAAGGUGGGCCACUACAGCGCUCAGCUGGAGCAGUAUCCGAAAGCCAUUGAGAUCUACGAGCAGGUGGCCACCAAUACUAUGGACAACCCCUUGCUGAAGUAUAAUGCCAAAGAGUACUUCUUUAAAGCCUCCCUCUGCCACUUCAUUGUGGACGAACUCAACGCAAAGCUGGCCAUAGAGAAGUAUGAGGAUAUGUUUCCUGCUUUUGCUGACUCCAGAGAGUGCAAGCUGCUGAAGAAGUUGCUGGAUGCCCAUGAGGAGCAGAACUGCGAGGCGUUUACUGAAGCUGUUAAAGAGUUUGACUCCAUCUCUCGUCUGGACCAAUGGCUCACCACCAUGCUGCUCCGUAUCAAGAAGACCAUCCAGGGAGAUGCUGGAGACCUCAAAUAAAGAGAGAUAGAGGGGUGGGUUGGGUGGAGGGAUAGAGAAAAGAAUGGGUAGGGAGAGAGGAUGGAGAGAUGAGAGGGAUGGAGGAGAGAUAUAGGGUUAGGGCAGUUGUGUGAAGGGAGACAGGUCUCUAUGUGUUUGAUGUGUUCUGUGUAAAGAACUCCAUGACUCUGUUGCAGUGGUGUAAAAAGUACCCAAUUGUCAUACUUGAGUCAAAGUAAAGAUACCUUAAUAGAAAAUGACACAAGUAAAAGUGAGUCA
Molecule: messenger RNA, 1275 nt
Organism: Coregonus clupeaformis (lake whitefish)
Lineage: Eukaryota; Metazoa; Chordata; Actinopteri; Salmoniformes; Salmonidae
Gene: napba
Product: N-ethylmaleimide-sensitive factor attachment protein, beta a
Exons: 10
Coding region: 127-1017 (296 amino acids)
Biological process (GO): SNARE complex disassembly; regulation of synaptic vesicle priming; synaptic transmission, glutamatergic
Cellular component (GO): synaptobrevin 2-SNAP-25-syntaxin-1a complex; vacuolar membrane; terminal bouton
Molecular function (GO): soluble NSF attachment protein activity; syntaxin binding
Source: RefSeq, a predicted model, not a curated record